Messenger RNA from Drosophila kikkawai, 3147 nucleotides. It is a transcript of the gene RN-tre, whose product is annotated as Related to the N terminus of tre oncogene. NCBI's taxonomy places the organism in Eukaryota, Metazoa, Arthropoda, Insecta, Diptera, Drosophilidae. The record is from RefSeq and is a predicted model, not a curated record.
UCGAUAGAUGUUUUCGCUGGUCUAUCGCGUGUAACAAUCGGAAACAUGCAGCCGCGUUAAAAUAGUGAAAAAAUAAGUAAAAAAACACACAGGAUCGGUGCGGAUAAUAGGAAUAUAUAUACAAAAUUAAAUGUUUCGCGCUAUCGCCCAGCCAGCGAAGAAGCAGCAGCAGCACCAGCAGCCGCUCCUCAACUGAGAGCGUGGAAACCCCAGCGCUGGCUACCACCUCCUCCGAUUGCUCCCCCUCUGACUGCUGCCCCUCCUCAUUCUCCACCAGCUGCAGCUAAUCCGUUGUUCCUAUAAUGACGGACGAAGGGGAACAGCAGGAGGCGCUUGUCAAGCGGGCCGAGGACGAGCGCGAGGAGAUCUUCAGGCGCUACGAACUGGGCCUGGAUCCCAGCAACGUGGUGGACUCCUGGGAGAAUCCCACAUUCGAGAUCUAUCACAUAACCGACAAAUAUGGAUUCAUGCACGACUCUCGCCUGCCGACAACGCGCAACGCCCAGGAGCUCCACCGUAACAACAUCGAGGCGGAACGCGACAAGAAGUGGCUGAAGAUGCUCGGCCACUGGCCACCGCCCGCGGACAAACUGCACAAGCGUGUCUACAAGGGCAUACCGGAUCGCGUGCGCUGGCAAGCGUGGAAACGUCUGCUCAAUGUCGAGCACUCGAUCGCCAGCAAUGCUGGCGUCUAUGCCCGCAUGCUGCAGCUGGCGAGAAAGUAUUCAACGGAGGCGCGCCAGAUCGAUGCGGAUGUAAACCGACAGUUUCGCGACAAUCUUGCCUACCGGGAGCGCUACUGCACCAAGCAGGUGUCUCUCUUCAAUGUGCUCAAUGCCUACAGUAUCUACAACUCGGAGCUGGGCUACUGCCAGGGUAUGGCUUGUGUGGCCGGCGUUCUGCUGCUCUACAUGGUCGAGGAGGAGGAGGCCUUCUGGGCCCUGAACACCCUGAUCACAGAUCCCAAGUACGGCAUGCAUGGCCUGUUCAUCGAGGGAUUUCCCAAGCUGACGCGCUUUAUUGCCCACCACGACCGCAUCAUGUCCAAGAUAAUGCGCAAGUUACACAAGCACUUUACCAAACACAACGUUGACGCCCUGCUCUACGCCAUCAAGUGGUUCUUUGUCGUCUUUGUGGAGCGCGUCCCGUUCAGUUUGAGCCUGCGCGUCUGGGAUAUUUUCAUGCUGGACGGCGAUCGCGUCAUACUGUCCAUGGCCAUUACCAUUCUCUAUCUGCACAAGGAUGAACUGAUCCGCCUGAAGGACAUGGACGCCAUCAUUGAGUACUUGCAGGUGAAGCUGCACAAGAAUUUUGGCUACAACGACGACGAUGCCAUUCAGGCCUUGGAGCGUGUAAUGAAGAAGCUGAAGGACCUGAAGUUGGACGCGCUGCCGCCAGCCAAGUCAAACGAGUUCCCCUCCCGCAAGCUGGGCGACUUUGUCGAGGCGGAUAUGGAGAAGAAGAUUGGCCGCAGACGCAACGAUUAUACAGACAACGAGAAGCAAGUCAUAACAGAUGUGAUAUCAAGGCAAGAACAGAACGCGAUUGAGGUACAAUCGACGGUGUCCUACGAGACUUCAGAGUGCGCCACGGGUGACGGAUACUCAAUGAAAACCUUUCAGAGUAUCACUAGCUUAGCCACCUCGCCGGCGAACAGUAGCUACUCGCUGUAUAGCAACGGAUUUGUGGUGACCACUCCCGAGAGUGCCCAAGACCCCGCUCGCAGCCAGAGUAGCCACAAUCUCAGUUAUCUUGCCCAGCAGCAGCAGCAGCCAACGCAUCCAGCCGCAGCAGCCGGUCUGCCCAAUGGGCACCACAUGCGGCAUAGCUUCAGCAGCGAUAGCGAUAGUCGCAAUCGCCUCGAUCUGGAUCAGGCUCUGGAGGUGCUCCAGCGCCAGCAGGUGUACAUGCACUCGUCGAAGACCUCCAACAGCCAAAGGGUUUACAUCAUCCAAAAUGGAGGUGGCGGCACGCACAUAACAAACAAGGACGACGACGACGAUGAUGCGCUGAGCGUGGAGAAUACGCGCCUCUAAUUUUAGUUGAUUCGUAAUCUUUGUUUAUGUAGUUAAUGUUUUUCUCCCUUUUGGUUUAUAAAACGCAUAUGCCAAUAACGAUUGUCCUUUCCCCAGGAACCCUCGAACAUUCGCUAGUGUAUUAUCUCCACGUACUUAGCUUUAAUUUUUGUAUUUUUCUCAAAUCGACAGGAAAUUGAAAAUUGUUAUUUGCUAGCAUUUAUCGAUGUUUUUGUAUCUAGAUCUUGUUUUCCAACAUUAUUCUUGUCCUGUUACUCUUACUCUCUGAUAUUACCUAACCGAUAGAGAGUUUGUAUUCCAAAAGAAAACCUGAUAACUCCUAAGACUCCAACGAUUCCGUACAACGAUUAAUAAUUUAUUGUAACCGCUUAACUUUCCACACUUUAUUACCUACUUACUACCCCGUAAUACUUGUGUACUUUAAGCUACUUGCAUUUACUUUAUUGUUGCUUUAAAAAACAAAGAAAAGAAACUCAACUUUAGUUUAUAUUAAAGCCAAAUUGAAAUGGUAGUUUGUAAACCUUGAUUAGCCAAUAAUUUAUAUGAUUAUAAAUAUAUAUAAUAUAUACUUAGCAAAAGUAACACACAAAUAAAUAUGAUUUUGUACUGAAAAUGGAAUGAGCCAACUAGAAUGUUUAUGAUAUAUUUUAUUACAAGCAGAACCACGCGCUUCGCUGCUUACAAAAAUAAUUUGCAAUUUAUAUUAAAUGUUUUAAAUUUUACGGGUUUUCAAUAUAAAUAACCUUCGACUGAAUAUUUGUCUAUAUUCCGAGUAGAAAAUAGGAAUUUAUUUUCCAUUUUAUAAUAUAUAUUCUUUUUUAGUCAAAAUUUCGUUAGUAUAGCACUGCCAGAGAGAUCUUUCCAGGCUCUCUCUAGCUCAAAUUCCACUCGAUUUGCACCUCACAAACAACAACAAAAAAACAAACACAGCAACACUAACACUGCUAACCAAAAUUUUUACACAAUCACAAACCAAAAAUAAACUAAAUGCAAUUUAUUCCAACAACCAACAACUCUUUUCCAACGCACAUUGGCAACGACAACGAACUGGGAUUGGUACUGACGAUCACGACGCGUUCGCUAAACAAAUUGAAAAUCGCUCAAAAAUCUC